UGUUGUAGAUUCCUUGAACCCACUUUCAUAGAUCGAGAUCAUGUGGUCCUUUGCUUGGCAAGCAUUGGCCCUGUCACAUGUGUCCCUUGCCACCUUCAAGGGCUUUGUCAAUCCCAUGCAUCACUGGAAUGCUACAGAAGGCGUCGUUUUGGUCUUGAAUGUCUCUGAUGGUGAAUCGCCUGACGACGUCAAGGAUGCAGUGGAGGAUUUCCGUGCUAACUUCGAAAAGUAUCAAGCUACUAUGUCGGAGCUUCGCAGGACUCGAAAUGUGGGACGUGGCCCAUGCAUUGAAGAUUUGGCAAACACCCAGGAUGUUUGGCCUACACUGCAGCAGAUCGCUGAAGCAGGUUUUCCUUUGGUGGGACAGUAUGUGAAUAUUGGAGCACAUGAUGGCCGCACAGACGAUCCACUCUACAACUAUUCUCACUUUACCCAGGCGAGUGGGGUUGCCAUCGAACGAGAUCCUGAAAAAUGCAAACAUCACAAGGCAAAUUUGCCAAAUGUCCAUGUCAUGUGUUCGGAGGUGACGCCUCAAAAUGUGCUUCCACUAGUGCGCCAAGGGCUCAACGGCAAGGAUGUUGAUGUCUUGAAAAUCGAUAUUGAUUCCUACGACUGCCCUGUGUUGGAGAGAAUACUGCCAAAAGUGCGAGCCACCAUGGUUGUGGUGGAGGCGAACCCGUCAAUACCACCACCAUACCAAUGGGCCAUGCUUUAUGAUCCCAAUCUCUGGAACUUCUUCAAUUCCUUUCACAGUCCGGAGGAGGUCCCAAUUCGAGGCUGUUCUUUGGCAUAUGAAGUUCAGCUGCUGAACCGUUACAAUUACGAUUUGGUGUUCUUUAAUGGGCACGACGCCAUCUUUACCCAUGAGGAGGUGCGAAGUGCUUUCUAUCCUCAUACUGUGCCAGUGGACGAAUUUCAUUGUUACUCUGAGGCAUUCAUUGCAGCCAAUGGCAUUCCGAUCAACGUUACAAGACGAUGGUUCUUUAACAUGAGCGAUGUGCAUCAAGGGUUGCCGGAGAUUUGGCGCUUUUUUGUGACUUGGAUGAUGGACAAUGCACCGGUGCUCUACCCCUUCGCAUUGCGAGUGUGAGAAAAGAGCACAACGACCAGACCAGCUUGCCCAGUUUGACAGGUAGGAGCCAAGAAAGGAUUUACAGAACUUCAUCAGGUGUGUUUCCCAGUCGUG
Molecule: messenger RNA, 1186 nt
Organism: Durusdinium trenchii
Lineage: Eukaryota; Dinophyceae; Suessiales; Symbiodiniaceae
Source: the annotation of a GenBank genome assembly